AUGGAAAUGGAGCAGGGAGAAGAGCGUGAUGCGGAGGAAAUAAACCUCCUGGCCGUCCACAAGGGCCGGCGGUUCACCUUUGGGGGAAGUCAGCAUCCUCCCCUGAGGACUGAUUUGAAGGAAGUUUUCCUCAGGACUUUUGACUUUGUUUCACUCAUUAGACUGGGUAUCAGUGUAUUUUUUUUAAAAAAAGGAAAGUCCUAUUUGGAAACGGGACCCUUUUAUGGGCUUGACCUUCCCACUUUGUGCAAAGUUCAGCCCACGAGCACCUUUGAUGUGGCUGUAAUUGGAGCUGGCAUCCUGGGACUGGCAUCGGCCAGGGAGCUCAGCCUGCGACACCCAUCCCUUGUUUUUGGAGUACUGGAAAAGGAAAAGGAGUUAGCCUUCCAUCAGAGUGGACACAACAGUGGUGUUAUUCACAGUGGAAUCUACUACACACCAGGAUCCCUGAAAGCGAAGCUAUGCGUGGAAGGAUCUCUCCUCUGCUACAAGUACUGUGACCAAAAGGGAAUCCCAUAUAAACAGUGCGGGAAGCUGAUUGUGGCAGUUGAACGGGAAGAAAUUCCGAGACUCAAGGCACUCUAUGAGCGCGGCUUGCAGAACAAUGUCCGAGGGCUGAAGCUGAUAACUUCCAAAGAAAUCCAAGAGAAAGAGCCUUACUGUCGGGGUUUGAUAGCCUUGGACUCCCCCUACACGGGCAUUGUGAAUUACAGGCAGGUGGCCCUGGCCUAUGCUGAGGAUUUCCAGGCAGCUGGUGGGACCGUCUUGACUGACUUUGAGGUGGAAGACAUGCAGAUGGCAAAAGAAAGUCCCCCCGGAAGUGAAGAAGGGCUGAAAUAUCCUGUUGUUGUUAGAAAUUCCAAGGGGGAGGAAGUCCGCUGCCGGCAUCUGGUGGCCUGCGCAGGGCUUUACUCUGACCGCCUCUCUCAGAUCAGCGGCUGCAGCCCAGAGCCUCGAAUCGUGCCCUUCCGGGGUGAUUAUUUGGUGCUAAAGCCAGAGAAGUGCUAUUUGGUUAGAGGAAAUAUUUAUCCGGUACCGGAUCCCCGUUUCCCCUUUCUGGGCAUCCAUUUUACCCCAAGAAUGGACGGCAGUGUCUGGCUUGGCCCUAAUGCUGUUCUCGCCUUCAAACGAGAGGGCUACAGAGUCUAUGACUUCAGUCUGCAAGAUUUCAUGGAGGCCACUGCUUACAGUGGCUUAUGGAAGCUGGUGCUCAGAAACUUCUCGUACGGGGUGGGAGAAAUGUACAGAGCCUGUUUCCUCAGCGCGCAGUUGAAGCAGCUACAGAAAUUCAUACCAGAAGUCACAAUCAACGAUAUUCUCAGAGGUCCUGCUGGUGUCAGAGCUCAGGCCUUGGACAACGACGGGAACUUAAUAGACGAUUUUGUAUUUGAUGAAGGCACUGGAGAUAUCGGGGGCCGAAUUCUCCACGUCCGAAAUGCUCCUUCCCCUGCCGCGACCUCCUCUCUUGCCAUUGCGAAAAUGAUUGCUAACGAGGUGGAGAGGAGAUUCGAACUGUGACAAGAAUGCUGGAGGUUUGGGGGCCUGUUUAAUCCCUUCUGCCAUUGGACCCUGUGACCUGCGAGUGACAACCGAGGAAAUGGCAGAAGACCUUUGCUGCCUGCCUGGAUAGAGGCAGUCAGGACCAGGCAGCGAUCACGAACUCCUUUAACUUGAAGAAAGCUUAGAAUGCCUCCGUGUUCUGCAUUGCACAACUAAGGCCAUAUAACAAGUAGAGACAAGAUCCGACGGGCCCCUCGAACGCCGUAUGAAUUUGGCAGGGGGGAGAGAUUGGGUUGUGGUGUCUGCAGGACAGCAGCUGACACACAGGAGGUCCCCUCUGCUUCUCCUCAGAAGAGUUGCUUCCCUCGGGGGCCCCAGUGCGGAUGUUGUGUUCAAGAGAGAGAGAGAAGGCGGCCAAGUAGCGACCGCAACCCUUGCUCUGGUUUACCAGCACAUCAGCUCAUUCCCUCUCUGGGGAAGCAGCAGCUUAAUUCCUUGAAGGUGGGAAGAGUGGGAAGGCCACGGACUACCUGUCUCAUCCGUUGUGAACGUCCAGCCUUCUCCCACACGGUUUCUUGUCUGUCCACGCCACAGUGGAGGCGAUGGCAGACUCCAUGAGUGAAUCUGUCAUUGGGAGUUCACAGAAACGUUGCCUCCGUGUCGUCUUUUCACUAAGUAAGGGGCAGGAAGCUGCUGCCGGAAAGCCAACUAUGUGAGCAAAUCAGAGAAACUAGCCAAGCCGUCUGAAUGAACAAGAACAGAGCAAGACUAUGGUUGUGCCUUAAGUACAGGAGGCAAAGAAUGGUUUGGCUUGACUUGGCUUGGGGUGGGGGAAUCCGCCUUAGCCGCAGUUCAUCUCUUAGAAGGUCUUCCAAUUUUUGUCAUUGCUGAAAAUCAGCAGGCCAAAUCCAUCGCUUUUUCAUUUUCUGAUUAGAUCCUCGUCUCUUUCUGAGUGGUCAAGGCGUGGAAAGAUGAGAGCAGCAUCUCAUUAAAUUCUGUCUAGUUUUGUGUAAAAAUGUCCACACUCAUCAUGGAUUUUUGGGUGAAAAAUCAGCCUUCAUGGAGAUGUUCUCUUAUUAGAAAAUGAACACAAUCGUACAAAGCCUCUCUAUAGGUUAACAUCUGUUUUUAUGUGACAUUUCCCUGUUGCUCAGUCUUAACACUCAGACUGACAAGUAGUGAAAUGUUGCAUAAACCUAAGUGUGGUAAUUAAGGUAAUUUUAAAGCUCUUAACAUCUUCACAGAAUUAUCAGUGUGAGCCACUGAAGCUUCCUCGUUAGAGAUGGGAUAUUCAUAUUCGUCUCCUGGGGGAGACAAAUAUGAUUAUCACCACCACAGGGCGGCUGGGCCCUUUGGACCUUCCCCCCCAGAACCAUCCCAGCCCACGUGCUGGGUUUCGCGUGACAUACAUGGGCAUCGUCGGUAACACUGCGCCAAUCCCCAGUAGCCCCACUGGUGCUUCCCGUCUCCCUGCGGUGUUGACCACUGAGUGGCUGAGCGAGGAGACUCGUCCUCCCACCUUUUCACAGGAGCGGUCAGCAGCAUAAGGGGAGCAGGGAAACACCAGCCAGGCUAGCUCCACAAUCGGCACCAUAUUAGCGACAACAGCCCCCAUGCACCCCAUGAAGCCCAGGAUAGUUCUGGGGGGGGGAGAGAGGGAACCGACCUCCAUGGCACCUCUGGUGCCCUGCUUAAUUUUCAUAUCCACAGGGAUACAAAUUAGGACCUCCUACAUCUAUUCCCACGUCUGUUCCAAGGUACUUUUCCUGUGCGAGAGACAUGCUGUCCAUCCUUCCUCUGCAUUCACAAACCUAAGAGCUUCUACUUCCAUAAAACCGAAACCUUUGCCUGUUGUACUUAAAUUAACCAUUAGCAGCAGUCAGAGCUUUAAAAGGGGGGGGCUUAAGAAACAUCUGUCCAGAACCAGGUAGCAUCUUUGCUCAGCAGAGAUGGGAAAUUACACCUUUUUGGACCAAGGUUCCCAGAAUUUCUAGCCAUUCUCUCUUCCUCCGUAACCCCCUAACAGUUGCUGUUCUCUUUCAAGGGAGAGGAACUGUAUGGAUGCCACACAGGAGAACAGCUGCUUUUUUGAAUCUGUCACUGGGAGAACAUGACUGUCUGCCAAUAAAGCUGAUUUUAUUAUUGUGA
Pogona vitticeps (central bearded dragon) is the source of this 3648-nucleotide messenger RNA. NCBI's taxonomy places the organism in Eukaryota, Metazoa, Chordata, Lepidosauria, Squamata, Agamidae. The record is from RefSeq and is a predicted model, not a curated record.